This is a messenger RNA of Mya arenaria, 1602 nucleotides long. RefSeq lists its product as uncharacterized. The record is from RefSeq and is a predicted model, not a curated record. Bases 688 to 1416 code for a protein of 242 amino acids. The transcript is spliced from 3 exons. Gene Ontology annotation, cellular component: membrane. NCBI's taxonomy places the organism in Eukaryota, Metazoa, Mollusca, Bivalvia, Myida, Myidae.
UCACCAAAAGCUAUUUUUAUAAAUUUCACUAUUUGAAUUAGUGAAAUACAAGUUUUAUUUCAUUGAUAGAUAUUUUUAAAUCACUGGAAAGCAUACAAUAAAAUUUCGUUAUUACAUUAUUUCAUUAUUAUAAUUCUAAAUUCAAAAUAUUUUCUGUGCUAAUCAGUUUAAGAUGAUCAAUAAUCAUAUGCUAAUAUUCAAGUCUGAUCAAACGAUUACUGCUGCAUGCAUUUCAUCGCCGUAUUUACCGUCAACGGCAGGGGACCUCCGCGAAAACUUAACGAAGCGUCACUUUAAUCCUGUUAGAUGUAUUAAAAGUUCACUGAGUUUACUCCUUUAAACAGACCAAGGCAUCCAUAGUUCCGGGAUAUCAGAUUGAAAUGCCUUUUAGAAAUCUGAAUAUCUUAUCAAUAAUUGUCGUAAAGCUCACAUAACGGAUUAUAAGGUUUGGGACUGUUUAUUUUUUAAUAAUACGGCUGCAAUAAUGAUGUGAAAUGAACAGGUUUAUCUUGUUUGAAAGUCGUGAACAACAAAUUGUUCAAUAAAAAACUCCACUGCAUUUACAUGAAUCCUGGAAAAGGCAAAAAGACAGACUUCUACAUGCUGGUCAAUUAAAAAGUGAAAAUAUUAGUUUAAAACAGAUUUAAAGUUUUAUUUAUUGCAUGAUGUAAAACAUUCUUUGGAAAAAUGGAAAUAGAAAAUACGAGGAGCAUUAUGAAAGGAAAGACUGUUACCAUCGACACUAAUGCAAAUUCUGAAAAACGAGCUGUACCAAAGGCUCCAAACGGAAGACCAACCGAGGCUGUGACGUCAUCGGUCCGUCGCUGUGCAUCUUGCGGUUUGACGUCAGUUAAUUUUAUUGCGUCAUUCGCCGUUCUGCUCAUAGCAACAGUUUCGUUCAUCGUAUCCAUGGCAACAAAGAAUUGGUCGGCGAGUGGGGCUAGUAUGAAAAUGGGGCUGUGGGAUUUUUGUGUUAAAAGAGUGGACAGUGCGGCUUGGGAAUGUUUUCCCGUCAAUACAGACUUCAGCGUGGCGACUCAGGCUUUCUCCAUACUGGCGGCCAUGUGUUACGCUUGCCUUUUCGUCCUGUACUUCCUGUGCGUGGUAUUUCCGGCGCUCCACAAGGCCCGGCCUCUAGUCAUCGCCAUGUGCCUCGCCGCCUUUGCCACAGUCAGUCUGCAAAUUAUGACCCUAGUAGUGUAUGCCACCAAAAAUCGGGAACUGUAUUCAAAGAUUGAGAAGAACUAUUUCCCAGGCGUAGGAUUAGAAGAACUGUACCUGUCAUGGUCGUAUUACUUCGCCAUUAUUUCAACGUUGAUGAGCACAGUGACGGGUGCACUACUGUUCGUGGAGUUUAAGAAUCUGACUUUCAAAAGUUUAUACGAUCUGCCAGUUGAACAGAAAAGCCAAAACUAGACUUUGAAUGUCGGCUCAAAAUUCAGAAGACACUGAAAAACUGUUGUUAAAACCCCAAUAAAUAUCGGCACUAAAGCAGUUAUAUUAAUAAUGGUAACUUAUUAUUAUUAUAAAUUAAACUUCACAUAACUUUUCAAAAGAUCAUUCUUCCUCAAACCACUCCAUUUUUUUCAAAACCUAUGCAAC